CUUGGGGGCAAGAAAAAGGCACCACGUAAAUAAAUAAGAAGAAAAGUUUGAGGCGGCGCCUUACGCAUAAAAGGAAGGAGGGGCGCGAAUCUGGACGAUGUUUCUGGUUCUGGUUUUUCUUCUACAAAAACAAGUCAAGUAGGUGGUAAGUAAUUAAAGAGGGGUUGCCGUCGCUCCUCGAUAUCAUUAUUUUAGCAUACAAUUGUCCUUCUCUUCUUCUUCUUAACCAACAACAACAUUACGUUGAGAUUCAGAUUGCGUGUCUGGAACCGCAGAAUUAGGAUAGAACCCAAACCAAACCAACCUAUCUUCAAAUUAAAUGACAACGAGUAUAGCUGGUGGAAGCAGCAACCUCCACUACCGGUUAAGUUUCCGCCAGGCUAAAGGUUGUAGACAAGCUUCUUGGAUUUCCAGUUUGACAUUCAAUGGAUGCUUGCGGAAUGAGAUUUCAUGGUCAGAUGGGCUAUCGAAGUUGUUGCAGUUCCAGAGAUGUAAAUUUUCCCGAUCUACCAUUAGCAAAAACUGGAAACCUCUUGGAACAAGAAAAGUAAGUGUAUCAUCUUGCUUGAGAGAUAGUACAGUUAAGUACUUUGAUUUUGCUGUAAUUGGAAGUGGAGUUGCUGGUCUGCGCUAUGCUCUUGAAGUUGCAAAAUAUGGAACUGUUGCAGUCAUUACUAAGGCUGAGCCUCAUGAGAGCAAUACAAACUAUGCCCAAGGUGGUGUUAGUGCAGUGCUGUCCCCAUCAGACUCUGUGGAGAGUCACAUGCAGGAUACUAUGGUAGCAGGUGCUUAUCUAUGUGAUGAGGAGACUGUCAGAGUUGUCUGCACAGAAGGACCUGACAGAAUUAGAGAAUUGAUAGCUAUGGGUGCAAUGUUUGAUCAUGGGGAGGAUGGAAACUUGCACCUAGCAAGGGAAGGGGGUCACUCUCACCAUAGAAUUGUUCAUGCUGCUGAUAUGACCGGAAGGGAGAUUGAGCGAGCUCUGCUGGAGGCGGUUGUCAAUGAUCCUAAUAUCUCUGUGUUUGAGCACCAUUUUGCCAUAGAUUUGCUAACUUCUCAGGAUGGUCCUGACAUGGUUUGUCAUGGUGUGGACACUUUGAACACUGAAACUCAACAGGUGGUUCGAUUUAUUUCAAAGGUGACUUUACUUGCAUCGGGUGGGGCUGGGCAUAUCUACCCAUCCACCACAAAUCCUCCGGUGGCAACAGGAGAUGGAAUGGCUAUGGCUCACCGAGCUCAAGCUGUGAUUUCCAACAUGGAAUUCGUGCAGUUCCACCCAACUGCUUUAGCUGAUGAAGGGCUUCCCAUAAAACCAAUCAAAGCUCGAGAAAACGCAUUUCUCAUCACUGAAGCUGUAAGGGGUGAUGGAGGCAUCCUCUAUAACCUAGACUGGGAAAGAUUCAUGCCCCUGUAUGAUGAGAGAGCUGAGCUAGCUCCUAGGGAUGUAGUGGCGAGGAGCAUAGAUGACCAGCUUAAGAAGCGUUGUGAGAAGUAUGUGCUACUUGAUAUUAGUCACAAGCCUAGAGAGAAGAUUCUCUCUCACUUCCCCAACAUAGCUGCUGAGUGCCUCCAGUAUGGCCUGGAUAUAACCCGCCAACCAAUUCCUGUGGUUCCUGCUGCCCAUUACAUGUGUGGUGGAGUCCGUGCCGGGCUUCAGGGGGAGACAAACGUGCAGGGCCUCUAUGUGGCAGGUGAGGUUGCAUGCACUGGUUUGCACGGAGCAAACCGACUUGCUAGCAAUUCAUUGCUGGAAGCACUAGUUUUUGCUCGAAGAGCUGUUCAGCCAUCAAUCGAUCACAUGAAGAGCUCUAGCCUUGAUCUCAGUGCUUCAAAUUGGUGGGCCAGACCAGUAGUACCCAAUUCACUUGGGAGCAAUGUAAUGGACAACGUAUCGAGGAAGACAAGGGAAGUGAGGAGAGAGUUGCAGUCAAUCAUGUGGAAGUACGUGGGGAUUGUCCGGUCAACAACAAGGCUUGAAACUGCGGAGGGAGAAAUCAGUGAGUUAGAGGCCCAGUGGGAGAAGUACUUAUUCGAGGAAGGAUGGGAGCAGACAAUGGUGGGGCUUGAGGCUUGUGAAAUGAGAAACCUCUUUUGUUGUGCAAAGCUGGUUGUGAGCAGUGCACUCUCUAGGCAUGAAAGCCGCGGGCUGCACUAUACGAUUGAUUUUCCUGAUGUGGAGGAAAGUAAGAGGCUACCAACAGUCAUUCUUCCAUCCCUUGUGAAUAAUACAUGGAGCUCACGACAGCUACACAAGCAGGUCAUUUUUUAGGAUUUACACGAGUAUUCGAUUGAUCGUUCACAUGAAAAUUUGUUUUUGAAAGCCUUUGGCAAGAAAUAAAAUGUGGCUUCUGCAGCAUUUGGGCAGCCUACAACUGUGUGUUCAAUUUGUACAAUAUAUUUGAUCGUUCACUUGAA
Messenger RNA from Populus euphratica (Euphrates poplar), 2415 nucleotides. RefSeq names its product L-aspartate oxidase (gene AO). Lineage: Eukaryota; Viridiplantae; Streptophyta; Magnoliopsida; Malpighiales; Salicaceae. Bases 320 to 2269 code for a protein of 649 amino acids. The transcript has 8 exons. Gene Ontology annotation, molecular function: L-aspartate oxidase activity. Gene Ontology annotation, biological process: NAD+ biosynthetic process. The record is from RefSeq and is a predicted model, not a curated record.